Molecule: messenger RNA, 2224 nt
Organism: Patella vulgata (common limpet)
Lineage: Eukaryota; Metazoa; Mollusca; Gastropoda; Patellidae
Product: zinc finger protein 239-like
Exons: 2
Coding region: 58-1155 (365 amino acids)
Biological process (GO): regulation of transcription by RNA polymerase II
Molecular function (GO): RNA polymerase II cis-regulatory region sequence-specific DNA binding; DNA-binding transcription factor activity
Source: RefSeq, a predicted model, not a curated record
GUGGGAUAGCGAAGGAAGGCGGGUUUUCUUUAAUGCUGUCACACAUCUCGUCUCAUAAUGGAAACUAAUGAAGUUAAAACAUUUCAUCAGUGUGUUAUAUGUAAUGAGAUUUUUCUAGAAUAUGAUGAUUUAGAAAAACACAGUAAAAUACAUGUUAAAGAAGAGAAAACUGAUGAUGUGGAUGAAUAUUGUCAUGUUAAAGGAGAGAAAACUGAAGAUAUUGAAACUGUUUAUCAGUGUAAUUUAUGUGAUGAAGAAUUUAAAUCUUACACUGAUUUAGAAAAACACUGUGAAAUACAUGUUAGUGAAGAGGAUUCUGUUUUACAACAUGGUAAAUGUGAUAUAUGUAAUAUGUCUUUUAGUACGAAUAAUUGUCUACAACAACACAGGAGAAUUCAUACUAUAGAAAAACCGUAUAAUUGUUAUGUUUGUAGUAAAUCAUUUUCUAAAAAUAGCCGUCUACAGUCACACAUCAGAACUCAUACAGGUGAAAAACCUUAUAAAUGUGAUGUUUGUAGUAAAUCAUUCACCGAAAAUAGUGGUCUACAAACACACAUUAGAAUUCAUACUGGUGACAAGCCUUAUAAAUGUGAUGUUUGUAGUAAAUCAUUCACUAGCAGUAGUCAACUAAAGAGACAUAUCAGAAUUCAUACUGGUGAAAAACCUUAUAAAUGUGAUGUUUGUAGUAAAACAUUUUCUGCUAUUGGUAAUCUACAGAAGCACAUGAGAAUACAUACUGGGAUAAAACCUUAUAAAUGUGAUGUUUGUGGUAAAUCAUUUACGGAUAGUAAUCAACUACAGAGCCAUAUCAGAAUUCAUACUGGUGAAAAGCCUUAUAAAUGUGAUGUUUGUAGUAAAUCAUUUACUGAAAGCAGUACUCUUCAAAAACACACCAGGAUUCAUACUGGUGAUAAACCUUAUAAAUGUGAUGUUUGUAGUAAAUCAUUUACACAGAAUAUUAAUCUACGUUCCCACAUUAGAAUUCAUACUGGUGAAAAACCUUAUCAUUGUGAUGUUUGUAGUAAAUCAUUCACGGAAAGUAGUACUCUACAAAAACACGCCAGGAUUCAUACUGGUCAGCAUUGUGGCAAAUCAUUUAUUCCGCGUAGUAGUCUACAAACACACCUUCAAAUUCAUACUGAAGAUAAACCGUAAUGAAAUUGUAAAAAGUAAUAUAAAAUCAGGAAGUUAGAAUUUGAAAUUUCAAAGGUUUUAAGUUUAUGAAUAAGUUAUUGUAGUGGUUAAUGUGGUACAAGAUUAUAUGAUACAUACAGUACGCCCGCCGCGACGCUUUGAUGAAACACGAUUAUCGUGUCGUUUUUUGUUGAAAAUUGCCACGAUAAAUAACUCGGUGUAGCAGUCGCUAUCGUGUGCCACGAUAGUCGUGUGACACAAUAAGCCUCGGUGUAAUUUUACAUGCAAAAUUAACGGUAUUUAUUUGUCAUAAACAAUCGAUGUCAAAACGAUAUACAGCCACGAUGUUAUGAAUGUUGAAUAUUUUCGUUAAUAAUACGGACGCAUUAGGUCACGUUGUAUAGUGAGAACAUGCGUGUUCACAUAUUCUGCACGAUAUAUGCGGUUAAUUUUUCAAACAGUCAUGUAAAGCUGCAUGUCUAGUACACUUUGAAGGACACUUAUGCAUAAGACUAUACAUGUAUUACACAGUUUAGAUAUUUAUGCUGUGUUCAAAUUGUUUUGCAUAUUUACUGUAUGUACUUUUAAAUUGCAAACUAUAAAGGUAAUUUGGUUAUCGGUCUUACAAAUAGAAAUAAGACAUAUAGAACUUGCAACGGGAUUCGAAAGCACUUUCAAAUCAGACAUAAGUUCGUACUUACCUUAAAAAUGAAAUGAACGCGACACAAGUCUCCGAUGUAAGAGAAUAUUAGUUAAUUAUAACCGCUAUCAAAUCCACGCAAAAAUCCAAGGCACUUGUUUUAUUUUAGAAAAGAAUAACUGUAUUUCGAUGGAAGAAUCUAUUCCACAUGAACCCCAAAUCAAUGAUAACUGUCAACUUGUAUGUUGUCAUUCUCGUGCAGAUUGGUUUGAAUAACAGAAAUGUCCCUUUGAUCAAAGAUCAAAGAAUAAAAUCGCACGUAGCCACUUUGUUGUUUUUAUUGGUUAAGACUACAUUAUGCCGCAAAGACCCAAAGUUGCCAGAAACCAUGCAGUGUUCACCUUACAACAGGUCCAUUGACUUAUGGGUUAUUUUAUAAUUAAUGAUACC